Molecule: messenger RNA, 5074 nt
Organism: Paramecium octaurelia
Lineage: Eukaryota; Ciliophora; Oligohymenophorea; Peniculida; Parameciidae
Source: the annotation of a GenBank genome assembly
AUGAAAUAAUUGAAAUUGUUUACGUGUUUAGAUAUUAAACAUGAAGGAGAAGAGAUAUAAGGAUUUUGCUUAAAUUUUGGCUGUAAAGAUCUAAGAUCAUAAUUCUGUAUUUAAUGUGCAGUUGAUCCUAAUAAGCAUAAUAAUUGCAAAAAAGACCUUAAAGGAUUUAUUUAAAUUUAAAGUUUUGUUGCUAAAUUCAAUUAGAAUCUCAUUGAUAUUACAACUUAGCUAAAUAAAUCCUUUAUCUAAUUCAAAAUAUAAUAUGAAGAAUAUUCAAAAAAAUUAGAGAUUAUGAUGAAAAAAUUAGUUUAAGUCUUAGAUGGUUUAAAUUAAUAAGAUUAUCAUUUCUUAAAAGAAAAUUUGUAAUUGAUAAAGGAUUUUUAUCAAUUUUAGUAUAAUGAAGUUGAGAUUACGAAUGAAAAUUAAUUCGGUAUUUGAUAUUUUUAAUAUAAUUAGGAACUUCAUUACGUGAUGUAAAAAGGAUGAUUCAGGCUCUGAAUUAAGAUUAUGAAUAAUUAAAUAAAUAUUCAAAUACAAUUUAACAGGACCGCUAAAGUUUACUUCAGUAGGGUAUUUGAUUUGAAUUAAAUAAAUAUAGGAAUAGAAUUAUUAAAUUAGAAAAAAUGGUAGGAGGCCAAUGAAACCUUCUCUUAACAUGUAGAAUAAUAAGAGAAAUUAUUAUCUAUUUCUUACUACUUUCAAAGUAAAUUUAAGUAUUCUCUUAGAUCUUUCUUUAAUUGAGAUUAAUUAACUGUAAAAAGCAAAAAAAUUAAGAGAUUAGGCUAAAACAUUAAAUAGCAACUUAUAUAAAGAUCUAUUAGAAUAUUUAGAUUUGAAAUUAAACAAUACUCCAAUGAAAGCAUAUUUAUAAAUUGUUAAUAGUAAAUUUCAUCCGUAUGCCUUUAGUAAUUGCAUUAACUGAAAAUAAACAAUAUGAAUAAGCUAUUGAAAAAUGUGACACUUUGCUAAAAUAGGAUUCUUAAUGUCUGCCUGCUUUUUAUAGAAAAAGUAUUGAUUUAUUUUUAAUAAUUGGUUUUGCUCUAAAAAAAUUAAAUGAAUUAGAAAAGGCAUUAUAAUGUAUUGAUAAGGCUCUUGAAUAUAAUCCAAAAUAUGCAAUAGGUUAUAAAUUUAAAGGUGUUUAAAUUCUAAUAAUUAAAGGAUUAUUGUUAAUAGAAUUAUAAAAAUAAUAUGAUGCCAUUAAUUGCUUCAAUAUUGUAAUUGAAAUAGAUGCAAAUUAUGCAAAUGCAUAUAAUUAUAAAGGUUGAUAUUGACACCAUAUUUAAUAGGGCUUUCAUUACAUUACUUAAAACAAUAUGAUGAUGCAAUUAAUUGUUAUAAUUAAGCAAUUAAAUUAGAUCCAAAUUAUGCAAUUACUUACAAUUAUAAGGGUAAACAUUUGAAAUCAUUUUACAUAGGACUUUCAUUAAAUAGUCUUAAACGAUAUGAUGAUGCAAUUAAUUGCUAUGAUUAUGCCAUUAAAUUCGAUUAAACAUAUGCUUUAGCUUACACUAAUAAGGGUUAAUAUUUAAUAUCAUUUUAAUUAGGAGAUUCUUUAAAUGGAUUAUUAAAACAUGAUGAUGCAAUUAUUUGUUUGAAUAAAGCAAUUGAAUUAAAUCCAAAUGAUGGAAUUGCUCAUUUUAAUAAAGGUUAUUAUUUGAUAUCAUUAUAAAUAGGUCUUUCAUUACAUAGUCUAAAAAAAUAUGGUGAUGCAAUUUAUUGUUAUGAUUAAGCAAUUAAGAUACUACCAAACUUUGCUAAUGCAUAUAACUAUAAAGGUUAUUAUAUGGUAUUAUUUAAAAAUAGGGCUUUCAUUACAUAGUUUAAAACAAUAUGAUGAUGCUAUUAAUUGCUACGAUUAAGCAAUAAAAUUAGAUCCAAAUUAUGGAAUUACUUAUAAUAAUAAGGGUUAACAUUUGAUAUCUAUUAAUUUAGGUGUUUCAUUAAAUAGUCUGAUGAAAUAUGAUGAUGCAAUAAUCUUUUUGAACAAAGCAAUUGAAUUAAAUCCAAAUGAUGGAAUUUCUUAUAGUAAUAAGGGUGUAUUUUUCGAUUUUCUAUUUGAUAGGGGUUUCUUUACAUAGUCUAAAGUAAUAUGAUAAAGCAAUUAUUUGCUAUGAUUAAGCAAUUAAGUUAGAUCCAAAAUUUGCGAAUGCUCAUUGUAAUAAAGGUUAUUAUAUGAUAUCAUUAAAAAUAGGACUUUCAUUACAUAGUCUGAUGCAAUAUGAUGAUGCAAUAAAAUGCUAUAAUUUAGCAAUUAAGUUAGAUCCAAAUUAUACAAAUGCAUAUAACUAUAAGGGUUAUUAUAUUAUAUAAUUAAAUAGGGCUUUCAUUACAUAAUCUAUAAUAAUAUCAUAAUUCAAUCAUUUGCUAUGAUAAAGCAAUUAAAUUAGAUCCAAACUUUGCAAAUGCUUAUUUUAAUAAAGGUUAUUAUGCGAUAUCAUUUAAAUAGGGCUUUCAUUACAUUGUCUAUAACAAUAUGAUGAUGCAAUUAAUUGCUAUAAUUUAGCAAUUAAAAUAGAUCUAAAUUAUGCAAAUGCUUAUAAUUAUAAGGGUUAAUAUUUGACAUUAUUUUUAAUAGGACUUUCAUUACAAAGUUAAUAAUCAUAUGACGAUGCAAUUAUUUGCUUUGAUUAAGCAAUUAAAUUAGAUCCAAAUUCUCCAUUAGCAUAUAAUAAUAAGGGUUAAUAUUUGAUAUUAUUUAUAAUAGGAGUUUCUUUAAACAGCAUAAAGCAUUAUGCGGUUGCAAUUAAUUGUUAUGAUUAAGCGAUUAAUUUAGAUCCAACUUAUGCAUAAGCUUAUAAUAAUAAGGGUUAAUAUUUGAUAUUUAUUUAUAAAGGAGUUUCUUUAAAUAGUCUAUCAAAAUAUAUUGAUGCAAUAUUUUGCUUUAAUAAAGUAAUUGAAUUCAAUCCAAAUGAUGGAUUUGCUUAUAUUAAUAAAGGUUUAUAUUGAUAUAAUUCAAUAUAGGGCUUUCUUUACAUAAUCUAAAACAAUAUGAUGAUGCAAUUAUUUGCUAUGAUCAAGCUAUUAAAUUAGAUCCAAAUUAUGCAUUAGCAUAUAAUAAUAAGGGUUAGUAUUUGACAUCAUAUUAAUAGGAGUUUCUUUAAAUAGUCUGUUAAAAUUUGAGGAUGCAAUAAAUUGUUUGAACAAAGCAAUUACAUUAAAUCCAAAUAACGGAAUUACUUAUAUUAAUAAAGGUUAAUAUUUGAUAUCAUUUAAAAUAGGGCUUUCAUUACAUAGUUUAAAACAAUAUAAUGAUGCAAUAAUUUGCUAUGAUUAAGCAAUCAAAAUAGAUCCAAAUUCUGCGUUAGCUUAUAAUAGUAAGGGUUAGUAUUUGAAAUUAUUGAAAAUAGGACUUUCAUUAAAUAGUCUGAAAAAAUAUGAUGAUGCAAUUAAUUGCUACGAUUAAGCAAUUUAAUUAGAUCCGAAUUAUGCAUUUACUUAUAAUAAUAAAGGUAUCAUAUAAAUUCCUUAAAAAAGGUCUUACCUUAUAAACUCUAAAUUAAUAUGAAGAAGCAUUAACUAAUUUCAGUAAUGCAAUAUUAAUUGANAUUACAUAGUCUGAUGCAAUAUGAUGAUGCAAUAAAAUGCUAUAAUUUAGCAAUUAAGUUAGAUCCAAAUUAUACAAAUGCAUAUAACUAUAAGGGUUAUUAUAUUAUAUAAUUAAAUAGGGCUUUCAUUACAUAAUCUAUAAUAAUAUCAUAAUUCAAUCAUUUGCUAUGAUAAAGCAAUUAAAUUAGAUCCAAACUUUGCAAAUGCUUAUUUUAAUAAAGGUUAUUAUGCGAUAUCAUUUAAAUAGGGCUUUCAUUACAUUGUCUAUAACAAUAUGAUGAUGCAAUUAAUUGCUAUAAUUUAGCAAUUAAAAUAGAUCUAAAUUAUGCAAAUGCUUAUAAUUAUAAGGGUUAAUAUUUGACAUUAUUUUUAAUAGGACUUUCAUUACAAAGUUAAUAAUCAUAUGACGAUGCAAUUAUUUGCUUUGAUUAAGCAAUUAAAUUAGAUCCAAAUUCUCCAUUAGCAUAUAAUAAUAAGGGUUAAUAUUUGAUAUUAUUUAUAAUAGGAGUUUCUUUAAACAGCAUAAAGCAUUAUGCGGUUGCAAUUAAUUGUUAUGAUUAAGCGAUUAAUUUAGAUCCAACUUAUGCAUAAGCUUAUAAUAAUAAGGGUUAAUAUUUGAUAUUUAUUUAUAAAGGAGUUUCUUUAAAUAGUCUAUCAAAAUAUAUUGAUGCAAUAUUUUGCUUUAAUAAAGUAAUUGAAUUCAAUCCAAAUGAUGGAUUUGCUUAUAUUAAUAAAGGUUUAUAUUGAUAUAAUUCAAUAUAGGGCUUUCUUUACAUAAUCUAAAACAAUAUGAUGAUGCAAUUAUUUGCUAUGAUCAAGCUAUUAAAUUAGAUCCAAAUUAUGCAUUAGCAUAUAAUAAUAAGGGUUAGUAUUUGACAUCAUAUUAAUAGGAGUUUCUUUAAAUAGUCUGUUAAAAUUUGAGGAUGCAAUAAAUUGUUUGAACAAAGCAAUUACAUUAAAUCCAAAUAACGGAAUUACUUAUAUUAAUAAAGGUUAAUAUUUGAUAUCAUUUAAAAUAGGGCUUUCAUUACAUAGUUUAAAACAAUAUAAUGAUGCAAUAAUUUGCUAUGAUUAAGCAAUCAAAAUAGAUCCAAAUUCUGCGUUAGCUUAUAAUAGUAAGGGUUAGUAUUUGAAAUUAUUGAAAAUAGGACUUUCAUUAAAUAGUCUGAAAAAAUAUGAUGAUGCAAUUAAUUGCUACGAUUAAGCAAUUUAAUUAGAUCCGAAUUAUGCAUUUACUUAUAAUAAUAAAGGUAUCAUAUAAAUUCCUUAAAAAAGGUCUUACCUUAUAAACUCUAAAUUAAUAUGAAGAAGCAUUAACUAAUUUCAGUAAUGCAAUAUUAAUUGAUCCGACCAUUUUUUCCUCAUAUAAGAACAAAUGUAAUUAUUGAUUAUAAUACUAGUUCAAAUAUUAAUGUAACUUCGAAAAUUUUAAUAAGCUAUUUAAAUAUUAGAAUUUGCCCUUAUCUAUUGCAAAUCUGAUGAAAGUGAAAUCAAAAGUAUGAUUUCCAAAACUAAAAAUAUUAAAUGA